UUCAGUUAUGUUUCUGGUGUCUGUAUAGCAGCUGAUGGUUCGGUUUGUGUCUGCCUCGCCUCUUCCUUCCUAACUGGUACCGAAAGUGAAAGACAGCAGCGGUUAUAAUGAUCAGAUAGGCUGGCUGCUGCUCGGAUGAACCCAUACAUGUAAAACAAACUUUCAAAUGCAAGAUGUCAAAACCUCAAUGUGAAAUCCAGAAACAUGAAUCGCUACACUGUAAUGAAUCUCAGAGAGAAACUGGAGAACUUGUCUAUCUCAGAUUAUCAGGGCCUGAAGAGUCCUGGUCUGACCUGCUAUCUGAACAGCGUCCUGCAGGUGCUUUUCAUGACUGAAGACUUUCGCGAAGCCGUGAAAAGAAAUUGCAGUGAAAAGCCAACAUCCAUUGAUGCCCAUCUGGGGAAUCUGUUCUCUAUGUUGGAGAGAGAAAUGGCCCAAACACACAACAUCGUAAUAAAACUGGGCAUCAAAGACGUUUAUGAGCAACGUGAUGCUGCUGAGUACUUUGAGAAGAUCCUCUGUCGGACCAGUCCAGAGGCCUCGAAGAUAUUCAAAGGCGAGCUGAAUCAUAAAUCCACAUGCCUCAAGUGCAACGAGACGGAUGAUUCAAAAAACUUGUUCUGGGUUCUACCGCUGUCAAUGGGAGAUCCAAAGUCUAGCACCUACAGUGUGAGACAAGGAUUAGACAGUUUCUUAAAGGUACAAACAGUCUGCGAGGACAACCAGAUGUUCUGCACCAGAUGCAACGAAAAGCAGGACGCUAAGACUGAAUAUGAGAUGACACAUCCUCCAGAUGUUCUGGCGCUGCUGCUGAAGAGGUUCUCCUUUGAUUAUCAGCAGAACUGCUACGUCAAGCUGCAGUGCAAAGCUAAAGUGGUCCAGACUUUAGAAAUUAAGAACUGCAGGUACCGCCUCUACGCUGUAGUCCAUCACUAUGGAGAUCUGAUGGGAGGCCAUUACACCGCAGACAUCCAAUCUUUUGAAACUGGGAACUGGUACUGCUUCAAUGACAACACUGUUAAAAGUGUCCAUAAACUUUAUUCUAAAUCUGAACAUAAGUCAAUAAGCUCAACGACAGCUUAUCUCCUCAUGUACAAAAUGGUGAGUGGACGUGACAAGAAGACUGAUGGAAGUGCUCUGAAAGCUUAUUGUGGUCCUUUGGAUGAAACUGAAGACCGACGCAAUGAGGCAGAACCAAGAGAAGAUCUCAUUUCUGAACAUCUCCUGCAAACUGAAAGCCGCAAAGCAGAAGGCAUUCCACAUUUGGCCGGAGAGAUAAUCAGAAAUGGUGUGAAUUGCUCAAGCUCUUUCACAGGACGGAAUAAACAACCACACCAAGUAGGAGCAACGUUUAUGCCACAGGGAAGCAUCAGGCUUUCAGAAGACAAGACUACAAAGGAGCGAAUGUGUUAUAUUAACACAGAAAAAUCCUCAGACUGGAAGAUGCCCCAAAGAUCUAUCGCUCCUAAUAAAGAUGUAGGAGUGAAUGAGCUCAGGGACCAACAGGGUAACAAUGAAACAAAGACUAGAACAAACACACAUCUUUGUAAUCACAGUCCUCCAAGAGAAAGAAUCAAGUCUGCAGGAACUACAGUUAAGUUAAAUCACAUGGAGGCUCCGGCUGUGGUAACAGGAGAAAGAAAUGGCCGUACAAUUACUGAAAAGACUUAUAGCAAUAAUGUGGGCAACUAUAAUGCAAACUUACACUAUAUUUGCUCUCCAACUUCAUCUCCCACAAGAUCUUCACAGUCUUUCAGAACAGCAGCUGAACCCAGUGGCUCACCAGCUGUUUGGACAACAUCACAGAGCUUCAAGGGGAAACAUAGACCAAAAAUCUUAGAAAGCAAAAGAACCUUGAGCUCAAGCAACGAGAACAAAGUAAAACCUUCUGACCCCAACAUAAUAAAACAACACUGGAGAUGAAGGAACUCAUUUUUAUUUAUGAUCUGAUUUUUUUUUUAUUUGUCUUUGAAAAAAACAUAGUUUUGUAUUUUUAUUCUCCAAGAAACAAUUGAAAAUGUCAACAGUCUUUGUGCUGCUGUUAAAUGUGAGCACUCAGUUCUGACGUUUGAUUGUCCUGCUUUGUUUAUUUACCAUUUUUAAUGGUGACAUCCUGGUUUAUUCUGAUGAAUUCAUCCAAACAGGUUUUAAGAAGAUUUAUUCAUGCAGGAGGUAUAACUUCCUGGAAAAGAACCCUAAACCUAUUUUUUGAAAACCAGUUUAUGGUUUACUACAAAGACUAUAAGCAUACAGUACAUGAACUGUGCUGACUUUAUUCUACCACUGCAUCCUACCCACAGAUCUAAUCCAGCAAUGUGAUUUAUUUGGUUUGAAGCGUUAUCUUGGCGCAGCUCGAGAACUUCUGUGUGAUACUUUUAGUGCUGAUAAUUCUCCAGAUGUUUAAACCUUUUACUGCAGACUGAAACGGUGCAGCUAAUUCAAUAUUUGAUUGCUGUUUCCUUGAUGACUGAAGCUCUCAUGUCUCUUCUGUAAUAGAAUCACUUCCAAACAACAUGGAUUAGGAAUUUGGUCAACUUUUGAUGCACAUUUAACUGAAGUUGUACAUUGUUAUAAAUAACGAUCCAUUUUCAAAACCCUGUACUGUGCAGCACAGACAAACAAAAUCAUGUAUGCAUGCAGUCACUGCUAAGAGCCAUUAAGAGAAACCAAUUAAGCUAACAUGCAUGUUUCAGACUAGGAGGGAGCUGGAGCACCUGGAGAAAUUCCUUACGUGUCCAAGGAGAAAAUGCAAACUCCAUGCUGAACGAUUUCAAAUUAAUUAUCAAGGUUCCAAAAUGUAAAAUUCGGAUUUAAAGAGACCUUUGCAGCAUAUUAGAGUGUAGCAGAGGACUAGAAUUGAAUGUAGUUCCCACUAUAGGUGCAAAUCUAGAUAAGAUGAUUAGGGAAACCGUGUUUGAUUUAAUCACCUAGGCAAUAAAUACAGUGAAGUAAGAAGGCAGCCCUUGAAUGCUGUAGAUGGAGACAGGCCUCAUGCAGCAACAGGCUAGCAAACUCACUAAUAUGCAGCAAAAAGAAAACAUAUUCCUGAACAGGGAGGACUUUACAAAGUCCUGAGUUCGGCCCUGACUCAGGAGAUUCAGCUUUAAAAGGAACCGGAACCCUGCAUAUUUGUUCUAGGCCUGGUAAAGGUCUGCUUAUGUUUGGGUUUUUGUCAUAUUAUCUCUAAUUGUCUGUUGAACCUGCUUGGUUUAAGAUGAUAAUAAAUAUUCACUAUUAGAUACAAA
Molecule: messenger RNA, 3245 nt
Organism: Girardinichthys multiradiatus
Lineage: Eukaryota; Metazoa; Chordata; Actinopteri; Cyprinodontiformes; Goodeidae
Product: ubiquitin carboxyl-terminal hydrolase 47-like
Exons: 12
Coding region: 205-1923 (572 amino acids)
Biological process (GO): protein deubiquitination
Cellular component (GO): nucleus; cytosol
Molecular function (GO): cysteine-type deubiquitinase activity; cysteine-type endopeptidase activity
Source: RefSeq, a predicted model, not a curated record